Molecule: messenger RNA, 1955 nt
Organism: Lactuca virosa
Lineage: Eukaryota; Viridiplantae; Streptophyta; Magnoliopsida; Asterales; Asteraceae
Source: the annotation of a GenBank genome assembly
CAUGUAUUAAAUGUUAUCUAAACUAUAAAUGGUUUCCUCAAAAACUCUGUAAAAGAUCUUAUACGAUGAUGCUCUUAGACAUACGUUAAGCGAAUCAGCCUCUGAUUUUGUUUCCGCCCUUGCGCAACGGUGCCGCUGUCGAUUUACGGAGAGUGAGAAUCUGCAAUGUUUAUGUUGUGCGUUUGUCUUUCAGACUAUCGAGAUUAAUCUGAAUGCUAUUCGGGACCCACAGUGAUCUUGAGAUUUCUCCGGUGGAGUCCCGAGAUUCAAGGGAGUUUGUGAACACAGUUGUUCGAUUAUUCCUCUUGUUGAUUGGAUCGAAGUUGGGUUUUGUGAAUCUAGUGAAUGGAUCAUGCUCUGAGAUUAGCUCUCUUGCUGGUGCUUCUUGCCAAAGUUUAUCCAUCUUCUAGUGCAUAUGAGUUUGAGCAUUGCGAAAAUACUGUGAAGCAAUGGGCGUCUUCAUCUCUUCACUCCACCAAUAUCAAAGAUGGGCACAUUCUCAAGGAUUUGUUGUUCUUCCUCCAUGUCCCAAGAACAGGAGGGCGAACUUACUUUUAUUGUUUUUUGAAGAAACUGUACUCUAACUCUCUAGAAUGCCCACGAUCUUAUGAUAAACUUCGGUUUGAUCCUCGCAAACAGAAUUGCAAGUUGUUUGCAACUCAUGAUGACUAUAGCAUCAUGUCCAAACUCCCCAGAGAGAAAAGUUCAGUAGUAACCAUACUUAGAAACCCCAUUGAUCGUGUUUUUAGUGCUUAUGAGUUCUCUAUAGAGGUAGCAGCUAGGUUUUUGGUGCAUCCUAACUUAACAUCAGCUACAAAAAUGUCUGGAAAUUUGGGUUCAAAGAAAAGUGUUAUAAGCACACUCGAUAUUUGGCCAUGGAAGUAUUUAGUUCCAUGGAUGCGAGAGGAACUAUUUUCUCGGCGAGAUGCUAGAAGGAGAAAGGGUCCACCAAAUUCUUAUGGGGAUGACUCAUAUAAUAUGGAGGAAAUUGUUACACCAUUACAUGAAUUCAUCAAUCAUCCUGUAGCUCUGGAUCUUGUUCAUAAUGGUGCCACUUUCCAGAUUGCAGGUUUGACAAACAAUUCUAAUACAUGGAAGGUGCAUGAUGUACGCCACUGUGUAAUGACUUAUCAAACUCUUGGAAACUAUGUGCUUCAAGUUGCAAAGAGAAGGUUGGAUGAUAUGCUAUAUGUUGGACUUACUGAGGAACACAAAGAAUCUGCUACAAUGUUUGCAAACUUUGUUGGUGCACAAGUCAUUUCACAGUUAGUCGGGACUGAAACUGUAAAUUAUAAUAAAUUAGAACAGGGUUCUUUGGUUUCUAAAACUGGAUUUCAUACUUCUCAUAAUCAGGGUAAAAAUACAUCAAUCAUUGAAGAACAAAAUGAAAAUAUGACUGUGGGAAAACUUAUGGAAACUUAUGAAACUUGUGUUUCUAAAUUAAGAUCGACUCAGUCAAAAAGGCGUAUGAAUUCUUUUAGAAGGAUCUUUCCUGCAAACUUUACAAAGGAGGCUCGAAGACAUGUUCCUGAAGAAGUUCUCAAGCAAAUCACCUUGUUGAACAGUUUAGAUGUUGAACUGUAUAAACAUGCAGGGAUUAUUUUUGAAAAACAGCAUCAAAAGUUGCUUGAUUCUUCCAUGCCUGAGAGGUGGCAGAUGAUGAAUAGUAAAAGCUACAUUGGUAAUGCAUGGGAAGUCGUUUACUUGUCUGUCUUCAUAUUCUUAGUGUUGUUUAUUUUCCUUUAUGUAAAAGCAAAAAGAAGAAUAUCAAAACUUAAGAUAUAGACAUGAUUAAUUAUAAUUUAUAAUGAUAGGGGGGAACUAGGAGUUGUUAGAAUACAGAUGCUUAGAGAUGUUGGACACUAACAGUAACACCCCAUUAUGUACACUUGUAUGUUGUCUUGAUGUAUUUAUUUGGCCUUGUAUUUCCAUGUUAAUGGCUCUUUCUUGCUAAA